AUGACUACUAAAGAGAAAGAUGAGUUCAACAUUGACCUGCUCCAGAAUAGUCUUGAACCAUCUACUAACAUGACACUGCCAGCAAAUACCACUCCUAUUUCAAAAUGGCAAGCAUUUAAAGAUUCAUUUAAACCACAAGAACAAAAACCACCACUAGCGUCAUCCUCAUCUUCCUCAUUAUCAUCAUCAUCUCCACAUCACACUGACCUUGCUAAUGAUUAUGAUAUAGAAAAACUGCUUAAACCAGAUCAACAAGGAGAAUUGAGACGUGAUUUGAAAAAUCGACAUGUGCAAAUGAUAGCAUUAGGGGGUUCAGUAGGAACAGGGUUAUUAAUAGGUAGUGGAGGUGCUUUACAUCAAGGUGGCCCCGCUGCUUUAUUAAUUGCUUGGGGGAUAACUGGAACCAUGGUCUUUUGUAUUAUUCAUUCAUUAGGAGAAUUAUGUGUUGCAUUCCCAGUUAAUGGGGCAUUUUCUACUUAUGCUAAUAUGUUUGUUGAUUCGUCUUGGGCAUUUGCUGUGGGAUGGAAUUAUGCCAUUAUGUGGUUGAUUGUUUUACCAUUAGAAUUAGUUGCUGCUGCUAUGUGUAUUACUUAUUGGAAUGAUAACAUUAAUCCAGCAAGUUGGGUGGCGAUAUUUUAUGUGAUGAUUGUUGUUAUUAAUAUUUUUGGCGUCAAAUAUUAUGGUGAUGCCGAAAUGUAUUUAACAAUAUUUAAAAUAAUUGCUAUUGUCGGGUUUAUAAUAUUAGGUGUGGUGUUAGUAUGCGGAGGUGGACCAACUCAUGAAUUUAUUGGUAAUAAAUAUUGGAAACAAGAUGGAGCAUUUGCUAAUGGGUUUAAAGGGGUGGCAACUACAUUUGUCACCGCUUCUUAUUCCAUGGCAGGUUCAGAAAUGGUUGGAUUAGCUAGUGCUGAAGUUGCUAAUCCUCAAAAAUCUUUACCUAAAGCCAUUAGACAAGUUUUUUGGAGAAUUUUCCUUUUUUAUUUCUUAUCAUUAACUUUUAUUGGAUUAUUAGUUCCUUCCAAUUCCCCACAACUUUUAGGAGCAAGUGGCACCAGCGCAUCACCAUUUGUCAUUGCCAUUAAAAAUGGUGGCAUCUAUGCCUUGCCAUCAAUCUUUAAUGCUUGUAUAUUAAUAUCGGUUUUGUCAGUGGGGAACCUGGCAGUUUAUGGUUGUUCAAGAACUAUUCAAAGUUUAGGUGCUCAAGGUUUAGGACCUAAAAUAUUUGCUUACGUUGAUAGGAAAGGUCGUCCAUUAGGUGGUUUGGCAAUGUCAGCAAUAUUUGGUUUGUUAUGUUUCCUUUCUGCUUAUCAUGAUGAAGCAACUAUAUUUAAUUGGUUAUUGAGUGUAGCUGGUCUUGCAACCAUUUUCUCAUGGUUUAAUAUUGGAUUAUGUCACGUCCGAUUCAGAUUGGCUUUAAGAAAACAAGGCCGUUCAUUACAAGAAUUGACUUUUACCGCCUUAACUGGAGUUGCCGGAUCAAUUUAUUCAAUGAUAUUUUUAUGUGUGGUGUUGGUGAUUCAAUUUUGGACAGCAUUAUUCCCCUUGAAUAAUAAAGGUAAAGCAAAUGCAGAAAAUUUUUUCCAAAAUUAUUUGGGAGCAGUGGUCAUUUUGAUUUUUUAUAUUGGUCAUAAAUUGUACACUCGAAAUUGGAAAUUAUGGGUCAAGUUGGAGGAUAUCGAUUUAGAUAGUGGCAGAAGGUCAUUUGAUUUAGAUCUUAUAAGAGCAGAAAUUGAAGAAGAAAAAGCUGCUAACAUGGCUAAACCAUUGUACAAACGUUUAUGGAAUUAUUGGUGUUGA
This is a messenger RNA of Candida dubliniensis CD36, 1797 nucleotides long. It is a transcript of the gene HIP1, whose product is annotated as Hip1p. Gene Ontology annotation, molecular function: amino acid transmembrane transporter activity. The coding region runs from base 1 to 1797 and encodes 598 amino acids. The record is from RefSeq and is a predicted model, not a curated record. Gene Ontology annotation, cellular component: membrane. The transcript has a single exon. Gene Ontology annotation, biological process: amino acid transmembrane transport. Lineage: Eukaryota; Fungi; Ascomycota; Pichiomycetes; Serinales; Debaryomycetaceae.